AGAAUUACAACAUCGGACUUUUGCCGCCCACGCCCUCAGGUCUCAAGAAUGUGGCACUGAUUUUCUAUCGUCCUUGUUUGUAGAAGUUAUCGAGUUGCACUUGUUUUUCUUUUUUGAUUAUUUUUGCGCUUUUAAUCAACAUCCAGUAUUCAUUGAUUAAUCACAUACUUUUUUAUCAUUGCAAAGCAAACAGAAAAUGUCCUCCACGCCGUCGUCGAGCGCGAACAACAGCCCCCGAGCUGCUCCACCGCCACCAAGACCGCCAAACAACGUGGAUGGCAUCCUCCGGGAACUCGGCGUCACCCGGUCCCAAGCCUACGCAAUAGGCGCUUCGGCGUUAGCGUGCGGAAUAUUGCUGAACAACUCGAUAUGGAUUGUAAAAAUGUCUGGGUCUGGAAGAGUGCAAGUUUGUCAUGCUUGUCUGGCAUGACUCGAGAAUCUGUGUUGCACAGGCACGAAAAAGCCCUCCUACCUGUCAUGCAAAAACGCAGUUUGCCAUGCGGAAUACGUAAGACAUGGGAGCCAAAAAAUUUGUCAUGCAUAGCUGCGUACUGCAGUGCGUCUAUCGUUCAUUUUUAGCAUCACAAGUUUCCAGACCCAGACACUUUUGCAUUUGAUACUCGACUAAGGCCGGCAAUGCGUUCAGUAUCGGAGUGUUGGGUUUAGUAUCAAAUGUCAAAAUGUCUGAGUCUGGAAAAGUGGAACUUGUAAUGCGUGUCAUGCAUUCGUCGAAAAUCUGUGUUGCAUGAGCAGCAAAACAGAGGCUUUCUUUGUCAUGCAAAAACGCAAUUUGUAAUGCGUGCUAGGCAUCAGCAGGCCUCUCAAAAACUUGUCAUGCUUGGCUGCCAUUGGAAGCGCUUCAAUCAUGCGCAAUUCAGCAUCACAAGUUUCCAGACCCAGACAUUUUUACAGUUGAUAUUUAGCAGGUUCGUUGUUUCUCUUACCGGCGCCAACUGAGGCGAGCUUCACUGGGUUUUUCAAGUCCUGGUUUCUGGAUAGAUACAUGGUAUCAAAUGUAAAAAUGUCUGGGUCUGGAAGAGUGCAUGUUUGUCAUGCUUGUCUGGCAUGACUCUCAAAUCUGUCAUGCAUGUUACCCAAGAGCGCCACUUUUCUGUCAUGCAGAAACGCAGUUUGUCAUGCAGAAUAGGCAACACCUGGAAGCUCAGAAACUUGUCAUGCUGAGCCAGCACUUGUGGCCUCCUCAUGAUACGCCACCCAGCAUCACAAAUUUCCAGACCCAGACAUUUUUACAUUUGAUACAUGGCGGUAUGACACAAAUAACUCAACCAAAUCUAAAAUACCAUGGGGGAUCAAAAAAAAAAAAAUUGAUAGUAGUACAAAACAGGAUAUUAGAUAAUUGCGUGUAAAAUAGGCCACUUUUUAAUGUACUAAUUAACUAAGGUAGCUAGAUAAGGUGUAUUUGCAUGGUGAAAGGAGCCCGGAGAUGGACUAUGUUGGUCCAGGGAUUCGCCCGAAUCCGUGGACCAACACAGACUGUGUCUCCGGGCUCCUUUCACCAUGCAAAAACACCUUACUUAGCUAGCUAGUUUAGUGGCCUGAUAGUUAGAUCAGAUUAACUAGCUGCAUUACAAAUACAAGUAGAUUACUGUGUUGAUUUUUUUUGCUUGAUGGGGGAUGGUAAAUUGCCUUUGGUUGAGUUAUUUGUGUCAUAGGCGGCAGCGGGGAAAAGCUAUCGGGACUACUUGAAGCAGAAGAGUAUUUUUUUGAUAGUACUGCUUCUCGCUUUUUUACUAGCAACCACCUCCCGAUAACCAAAAAAUCACUAGAAGCUCCACAACCUCGACAAACAUCACACAAAUUGAAAACCCCCGGGGGACCCUUGAUGGCGCGAACCGGCGCGCAAGCCCAAGCAGGCACUCUUUUGCCGGUGCAGGUCUGCCACAGGUGCUGGUCUGCCGUGGCAGGUCGGCCACGCACUGCUACUGCUGGCCCGCCAUGCAUGGCAGGUCUGCCACUCCUGGUUGGUCGGCCAGCCACUGACUGGUGGUCCGCCAUGGCAGGUCUGCCGCAGCUUGCCCUCUGUGGUGGGUCCGCCGUGGCUUGUCUGCCAUCGCCAUGGUAGGUCUCUCUGCCACAGCUGCGGGCCCGCCGUGCCCGGUCUGCCACAGUUGGCCCGCCGUGGAAGGUCGGCAGCAGCUACUUUUCCGCCGUGGCUGGUCUGUCCUGCGUGGCUGAUCUGCCUCCGCUGGUCCGCCAUGGGAGGUCUGUCACAGCUGGUGGACUGUCCUGGCAAGCCUGCCACAUCUGCUGGUCCGCCGGGCGUGGCUGGGUUUUUCAAGUCCUGGUUUUUGGAUAGAUUACAAACGGCGACCCACGUUACCGUCCUCGCACGAUAACGAGACCAGGACGAAGCCAAAACGAAGCCAGUCGGGCAGCUUUUACAAGGGCCCACCUCUGCCAGCGCAAAACAUCGGCAAGUUUUCCCAUAGUGGCCGGCCGAGGCGUUUGCAGGGCCCCCAGCCUUUGGGGCUUCUGCUGCAUGUAAGCCGGGGCGCCAUUUGUGUUGUGCGCGCUGUGGGCCCGGGCGCGUCGCGUUACGCAUACGGGGGAGCCUGCGACGCAGCGUGCCGCCGGGCUCAAUUUUUGAGCCGCAUGGCAUUACAAAGAAACGCAAAAAGCUUUGGCCGUCGCGGGGCUAUGCGCUUCCCACAUGGAUGCCGAGGGGGCGCCGCCUUCGUCUUGCCUUUGGCUACUAUGCGAAGCCCCAAUGCCCCGCGCAGUGCCUGCGAUAUUCAAAUGGGCAUGGGCGCACUCUGGUCCAGUAGAUAUUUACACGCGACCACCCCUGGUCGGCAUUGCCGGAAAACCGAAGCCAAAACGAGGCCAAAACGAAGCCAAAGGGCAAAAAAACCGAGGCCAAAACGAAGCCAAAACGAGGCCAAAACGAAGCCAAAGGGCAAAAAAGCCGAGGCCGAAACGAAGCCAAAACGAGGCCAAAACGAAGCCAAAACGAGGCCAAAACGAAGCCAAAACGAGGCCAGGCAAGUGCGUUUCGCGUCUGGAAGGGGAACGCGGAAAAUUCGGCACUUUGGUCGCCGCCCGGCUCGCUUUGCCGUGCCCUCGUGGAAGCGACGCCAAAACGAGGCCCAAACGAGGCCAAAACGAGGCCCCGCGGUCUGAUUCUGGGCCUUUGCUUUCUGGCAAAAAGUUGAAAGGGUUGGCCGUCUUUUUUUUGGAUGGCUUUGGCUUCGUUUUGGCUUCGUUUUGGCCCCGUCCCGGCUUCGUUUUGGCCUGCGCGUUUUCUGAUCGUUCUGCCUGGUCCUCUGUCUGCAACAGAGGCACGGGGCCAAUUUGCGCCAGCAGGCACGAGGCCUCAUGUUGGACAGACAGCGGCGCCUCCCUGGCGGGCAUCCGGUAGACGGGCUCUGGCGUGGCCAUUGACUAGGGUAGGCGAGUCUGUCUGGUCGCAGUCCGAUGCGGCUCAAAACUUGAGCCAUGUGGCGCGCUGCCUGCGAAUCUAUACGCCCGCGGCCCAUGCCCCAAUAUGGGGAAAAUUAAAUGGGGCGCGCUAGUGUUUCGGAGGCAGCUGCAGAGACCACGCGCCGGCAGCAUGAAGUAGAGCUACCCCCAGGCGUGGCUGGGUUUUUCAAGUCCUGGCUUCUGGAUAGAUACAUGGCGGCAGCGGGGAAAAGCUAUCGGGACUACUUGAAGCAGAAAAGUAUUUUUGUUGAUAGUAUUCAUUGCUUCUCUAUCUCGCUUUUUUAUUUUUUCGAUACUUCGAAGUCGGGCACUGAGACUGACACUGUAGGCUUGGUCUUGCUGCAUGACAAAAACGUCGUGGGAACGAAACUAGCAUGAUUAUGACAAAGUCAAACUACAUAAAAAAUGGACACGAAACUACUACGGAAUAUCUAUCUUCAGGUAAGAGGGAAGACGGGCUUCAGGCAAUCGGGACGAAGAUCACGCGGUGGUUCCACAAAGCGACAGAGGACGUCAACAACACGUUGUUUUACGAAUUGUCCGUGAAACACGCGCUGCCUAACGCCUAUCGGGUCAACGUGAUGGAGGUAGUCGUUCCUCUUGAUCAAUCUUGCUUGUUCAACUCUAAAAGGCCUUCAUCUUAACCACACUUCGUAUCUAUACGUGGUUUGCUUUGUUCCAUGAUAUGAUAAGUAAUACUGCUGCGUUAAAGAGAGUCCCAACCCCAAACCUCCCGAGCGGUCUGGCAUGAUAAAGAAGAAUUCCGGAAAGAAAACCCAUUCAGGUUUUCCGCUUCACACAAGUCAACCUCGGGUCCCCGCGAAAACCCGCCUGGUUCACGUUCAUUGGCGCAUACAGGAUGUGGUUUUGGAUACCGGUGAUAUGGACCGAUGGGGGAUUGGUGUUUGACUUGACAUUGGCGGUGGCGGACGGCGGGUUACUGAACUACGAUCUGGCGGGAUAGUAGAGCAGAUGAUAAUCUUGUUCAAGAAGCACGACCAUCUGCCACUUACUUCUAAGCGACCACGGCAAGAAAGAAAUCAUAACCAAAACUAAAGCGCAUGGUUUCUUUGAAGCUCGCGCAACGAGCUGAAAAAAAGUCAUCACUAGCCAUACGG
Amoebophrya sp. A120 is the source of this 4559-nucleotide messenger RNA. The record is from the annotation of a GenBank genome assembly. Lineage: Eukaryota; Dinophyceae; Syndiniales; Amoebophryaceae.